Messenger RNA from Coffea eugenioides, 899 nucleotides. Its product is annotated as acid phosphatase 1-like. The transcript has 3 exons. Lineage: Eukaryota; Viridiplantae; Streptophyta; Magnoliopsida; Gentianales; Rubiaceae. Bases 21 to 824 code for a protein of 267 amino acids. Gene Ontology annotation, molecular function: acid phosphatase activity. The record is from RefSeq and is a predicted model, not a curated record.
CUUGUAUCUAGAGUGGGGACAUGAUGCGCUCGUCGUGGGGUUUCGGCCAAAUCGUCCUCCUCUCCCUCCACGUCUCCCUAUCUACUGCCUUCCCCGACUCGAUCCUCCAAAUCCUGCCCGAAAAUUCAGGAUCUUCCCCCCACCACCGCCACCGGAAGAUUCCGAGGGACGAUAAUCUCUACUGUGACAGCUGGAGAUUCGUCGUGGAAGCAAAUGACGUCGGUCCCUGGGCUCGCAUCCCAUCCAGAUGCGUUGCAUUCGUGCAGGACUACGUCACCAAUGAUCGGUAUCGGGCGGACUCAGAGGCCGUAGCUGACGCGUCCCUGGAGUUCGCGAAGACGGUGAAGGUUUCCGGCAACGGGAAGGACGCUUGGGUCUUCGACAUUGAUGAAACUCUGCUUUCCAACGUCCCUUAUUAUGCGGUCCAUGGGUUCGGAUCAGAGACUUUUGAUGAAAAUUCAUUUGAUGAGUGGGUUGACUUGGCUGAGGCCCCUGCAUUGCCAGCAAGUUUGAGGCUGUAUAAAGAGCUGGAGCAGCUGGGCUUUAAGAUAUUUUUGUUGACUGGUAGAACUGAAUUUCAAAGGAGUGCCACAAGCAAAAAUCUAGAUUACGCUGGAUACAGCAACUGGGAAAGGCUUAUCUUGAGGGGGCCUUCCGAUCAUGGUAAACCUGCCACAGUCUACAAAUCUGAGAGGAGGAAGGAGUUAGAAGAUGAAGGUUAUGUUAUUCAUGGGAGCUCAGGUGAUCAGUGGAGCGACUUGAAUGGUUUCGCAGUUGCCAAACGGUCCUUCAAACUCCCAAAUCCAGUGUACUAUAUUGCCUAAUGGAACAGGUGGUGGAUAAUUGGACAUUUGCUCCUCUGUAACAACAUUAAUCUGAUUCAUUUUUUUUUUUUUACC